GAGCCCGGCCGGGCCUCGCGGUAGGCCUCGGCGCGUCCCUGGGCUCGGGUAGCCAGGUUCCCGGGGCGGAUGGGGCCCGGCCGCGGCAGCAGAGUCGGCUCGGCCCGGCGGCGGGCCCCGGCGUGCACACCUUCCCGAGCACUUUCGGGUGGCGCGCGCGGGGAGCCGCUCCCGGCCCGGGCUGCGCCGGACACUUUGUUUUGCGAUUUUAAAAGUCGAUGGGAGGACGGUUGCAGAUUAGGAGACCGCGCUAGCCCAGUCCCAGGGCACAAAGAGACACAUUUUGUGUGUGCGUGCGUGUGUGCGUGUGUGUGUUCCGGGCCAGUGUAUAGACUUUGAGUUGGUUUUAAAAAAAAAAAAAGUUAACUUUAAUUUACUGCCAUAUGGUUUCGAAAAGGGGGAGGAGGUUUUGUUUCUUUGUUUCCCUCCCACAGGACUUUAAAUUAAAAAAAAAAAAGUGUAAAGAGACUUGGCCCAAAAAGUUUAUCCUGGGAAGGUUAAUGGAGGAUCGUGGAAGUGACUUUGAGAGAGAACUGUGUGCUCUUGCUUUUAAAAAUCUGCAUAGGCGACCUAAGGAGUGGAGAGAGUUAGUCCUUCACACCCGUGAAGAGUGCCUUCUGUAUGCUUGUAAUUUAUUACUUUGUCUUUGUGCCCACCCUAAUGAGUUCCACUGUAUUGUAUGUAAUGAUGUAACUUUGGACAACACAUCCCCAAGAUGGACACCUGUCAAGCUUAGAGUCUACCCUGUGAAGCCAUGGACUACCUCUGAGAAAGGAAUUACAACCAGGAGCAUGGGAAAAUGCUCUAACCCAGGGGUCAGCAAACAUUUUCUGUAAAGGGCCAGGUGUCAGCUGUGAUGCAUGUUUAAAAGGAAAUUUUCGAGGUCGCAGAUAUAAGUGUUUAAUUUGCUACGAUUACGAUCUUUGUGCAUCUUGUUAUGAAAGUGGUGCAACAACAACAAGGCAUACAACUGACCACCCAAUGCAGUGCAUAUUAACAAGGGUAGAUUUUGAUUUGUACUAUGGUGGGGAAGCUUUCUCUGUAGAGCAGCCGCAGUCUUUCACUUGUCCCUACUGUGGAAAAAUGGGCUAUACGGAGACGUCUCUUCAAGAACAUGUCACUUCUGAACAUGCAGAAACAUCCACGGAAGUGAUUUGUCCAAUAUGUGCAGCAUUGCCUGGAGGCGACCCUAAUCAUGUCACGGAUGACUUUGCAGCUCAUCUUACACUUGAACACAGAGCCCCUAGAGAUUUAGAUGAAUCGAGUGGUGUUCGACAUGUACGUAGAAUGUUUCACCCUGGCCGGGGAUUAGGAGGUCCUCGUGCUCGUAGAUCAAACAUGCACUUUACUAGCAGUUCUACUGGUGGACUUUCUUCUUCUCAGAGUUCAUAUUCUCCAAGCAAUAGGGAAGCCAUGGAUCCUAUAGCUGAGCUCUUAUCUCAGUUAUCAGGAGUGAGACGGUCUGCAGGAGGACAGCUUAAUUCUUCUGGCCCUUCCGCGUCUCAGUUACAACAGCUGCAGAUGCAGCUGCAGCUAGAACGGCAGCACGCCCAGGCAGCACGGCAACAACUGGAGACCGCACGCAACGCGACCCGGCGUACUAACACAAGCAGUGUCACCACUACAAUCACACAGUCCACGGCCACCACCAACACAGCCACCACAGAGAGCAGUCAGCAGACUCUCCAGAACUCCCAGUUUCUUCUAACAAGAUUGAAUGACCCUAAAAUGUCUGAGUCGGAGCGCCAGUCCAUGGAGAGCGAGCGCGCAGACCGCAGCCUGUUUGUCCAGGAGCUUCUUCUGUCCACCCUCGUGCGCGAGGAGAGCUCGUCCUCGGAUGAGGAGGAACGGGGGGAGAUGGCAGAUUUUGGUGCUAUGGGCUGUGUAGAUAUUAUGCCUUUAGAUGUUGCUUUAGAAAACCUAAAUUUGAAAGAGAGUAAUAAAGGAAAUGAGCCGCCACCACCUCCUCUUUGAUGACAUCCCAGCCCGCAGACAGUGUCCUCUGUGCUGUAUUUGCCAAUGAAAGUGGACAACAACUAUCUUGGGUUUGUUUGGUGAUUGUAAUUUCAGGUCUGUCACUCUUGUUACAUUGUGUACAUUCAAAAGGAAGAGAGAAAAUAUAUAUGAUAAUCAUUUCCACGUAACUAAUUUUUACUUCUCGCAGGUAAACGUAGGUAGCAGUGCAGGGUGAGCUCUGCUUCCUGUACCUUGACAUGCAAAAGGCUCUCCUAAUACUCCACAUUCAAACUGAAGAGGAAAAUUGAAAUCUCUAAUGAAGCUGCUGUGUGUAUUUAUGAAUAUUAAUGAAUAAAAACUGCUUGGAUGGUUUACCUUAACUACUGCAUGAGGUUUUUUGCAGCGUGCAUGAGUUUUAGUGACCUUGUUAUUUAAAAAAAUUAAAUACAAGGAGUAAAACUUAAACAAAAAAUAAAAGCCCAAAGCUUUCCCAAACAUUAUUCAAUGGUUACCUGAGAAACAAGUCACCUGACCAAGUAGCUUUUGAAUAAUGUCUGCCUGAAUCCCUUCUCUGUGUGCCUCCUAAGCACAAAGCCAGCUCUGCAGUGGAAGCCGGGGGCCGGGUGGCCCCGUGUGACUGUCCUGUCGCCCUGUUAGCCAUCGUGCCCAUUGGAGCGCAGCCUGCCUCUGACGCACCUGUAGAAGACGCGCCAGGACAGCUGCUGUCGGAAUCUGCUGCGGGGCCUUUGUGCGCCCUAAAAACAAAUCCUGUUCAUAUUUGUUUGAAGUUUUUACUUUUUUGUGGUUGUUUAAAAAAUUUUUUUUUCCAAUUGUUAAAUGUUUUAUUUGGGUGUAGAUGAAUUUCAUUUAUCCACUGUUCAACAAAGUUAACCUGAAUUAUGUUGUCUUUGUUUUUAAAAAUUUCACGUUCUCAAUCAUAUUUCGCGUUAUUUAUGUAUUUGCUUCCUAGUUUGCUCAGACAGAUCAUUAUCAGGGGAGCUUUGAGGAUUUGCCUUCCCAGAUCUUGUCAGUCUAUUACAACCAAAUUCUUAAUGCUAAUUUUAGCACCUUUUAUUUAUUGGGUUUUUUUCUGGCAUAAGAAGUAAAGCCUUUUAAUUGAAUCAUGCCACCUAUAUGCCUAUAUUAUUAAUCCUAUGUGUGUAAAAAAAAAAAACAAUGUAUAGCUUUUUGGGGUUUGUUUUGGGGUUUGGAGGAGCCGGGAUAUUUUUUAUUUUCUGUUUCGGUUUCUGUGCAUAGACUUUCACAAUAGCUCCAAGGCAGGGACAGUGGGUCGGGGUUGGGGUGGGGGGCAGUUUUUGGAAUGUAAAUUAGGACUUUUAAAAAAAGGUGCGCACAGCUUCUGAUAAAUUUAUAACUAGACUCAAUCUAAUCAUGUCUGUUCCAGUUCUCUUUUCUCUGAGCCCUUUCUCAGUCUCCUCUCUCUCCCGUCAUCCUUCCCUUCCCGUCUGUGCUCCUCUGUCUUCACCAUGCCUAGCGUACAGACUUGAGCACCCUGUGGUGUUCUUCCGAGAACUGUGAAUCCAUGUUCAUCCAAAUGUAACCAAAAAAGAAGUCACCCACAUGUCUAAAAAACUGUUGCUUCUCCUCUGAAACUUCAAGCUCCAACAAUUUUCAAAUAUAGUAGCUUUGUUUUCUUUAGUUUCUGUAAUGGAAAAUGUUUUCAAAGAAAAUUUUACACCAGGCUUCUGGUUAUACUAGAAGUCAAGUUCCUUUAAAAAAUUUUUUUUCAAUUUGUUGGUAAGAAGUUUCAAAAAUCAGUUUUCAAGCUGUGGUCUUUUCAAACACAUCUUCUGCACAUAAGUCACACAUUUCAAUAAAGCAUUUUCAAGACUGUU
Messenger RNA from Sorex araneus (European shrew), 3812 nucleotides. RefSeq names its product potassium channel modulatory factor 1 (gene KCMF1). The coding region runs from base 982 to 1974 and encodes 330 amino acids. Gene Ontology annotation, cellular component: plasma membrane. The transcript is spliced from 8 exons. The record is from RefSeq and is a predicted model, not a curated record. Gene Ontology annotation, molecular function: zinc ion binding. Lineage: Eukaryota; Metazoa; Chordata; Mammalia; Eulipotyphla; Soricidae. Gene Ontology annotation, biological process: synaptic signaling.